Miniopterus natalensis is the source of this 5463-nucleotide messenger RNA. RefSeq names its product collagen type VIII alpha 1 chain (gene COL8A1). Gene Ontology annotation, molecular function: protein binding. The record is from RefSeq and is a predicted model, not a curated record. NCBI's taxonomy places the organism in Eukaryota, Metazoa, Chordata, Mammalia, Chiroptera, Miniopteridae.
AAACAGUUUAUUCUUAUGAGUACUUAAACAUCUCUAUCUUAUUUAUACAACUAAUUUGCUUUGUAAACGCCUUUCUUUCACAAUAGUGCAAAGAUAAAUUUUAAUGGACUUCAGAUCCAAUUAGCGAAAUUCUACAUGAAUGACUUCACAGUAUUUAAAUAGAAGAAAAAGCAUCCCUGUAUGUGCAUAGUUAUGAUGGUGAUUUUUGUAAUGAUAUUUUCAGACUAUUACAUGAAGAAACUUCUUACAAUUCAGCUGAAAGUCAGGGGUUGAAAUACUUUAGAAGAUGGCAGGAAUGAUAUUCAGAGACAACUCCAGUCUCUCCUAUUAUUGAUAGUCCCACCAACUACCUUCACUUUCUAUUUUUCAUUGGAUUUUUCUUUGUUUUCUAUUGAAAGCUAACACCUUUCUUUUCAUUUGUCUUCUCAUGAAGUUCUGAUAUAAACUGUUUUCUUGUGGGGUUUUUUCCCUUUUUUCUCUAAACGCACUGCAAUCACCUGGCCUGCAGUUUUCACCAUGUUGGCGCCUUUCUUCCCUCUCUCCAGGUGAUGGCUGUGCCACCUGCCCCUCUGCAGCUGCUGGGAGUGCUGCUUACCAUUUCCCUGGGCUCCAUCAGGCUCAUUCAGGCCGGCGCCUACUAUGGGAUCAAGCCGCUGCCUCAGAUUCCUCAGAUCCAACCGCAGAUUCCACAGUACCAACCCCUGGGCCAGCAAGUACCUCACAUGCCUUUGAGCAAAGAUGGCCUUACCAUGGGCAAGGAGCUUCCCCAUAUGCAGUAUGGCAAAGAGUAUCCACAUCUGCCCCAAUAUAUGAAGGAAAUUCAGCCGAUGCCAAGGAUGGGCAAGGAGGCAGCUCCCAAGAAAGGCAAAGUAGAAGUACCGGUAGCCAGUUUACGAGGGGAACAAGGUCCUCGUGGAGAGCCUGGCCCAAGAGGACCACCUGGGCCCCCCGGUUUACCAGGUCAUGGGAUACCUGGAAUCAAAGGAAAACCAGGGCCACAGGGAUAUCCAGGAAUUGGAAAGCCAGGUAUGCCUGGAAUGCCAGGAAAGCCAGGAGCCAUGGGAAUGCCAGGGGCAAAAGGUGAAAUUGGACCCAAAGGGGAGAUGGGGCCCAAGGGGAUCCCAGGACCACAAGGACCUCCAGGGCCUCACGGACUUCCUGGUAUUGGGAAGCCAGGUGGACCUGGGUUACCAGGGCAACCAGGUCCAAAGGGUGAGAGAGGACUCAAAGGACCACCAGGACCUCCAGGCCUUCAGGGCCCUAAAGGAGAGAAGGGCUUCGGGAUGCCAGGUCUGCCCGGCCUGAAGGGUCCUCCAGGGAUGAAUGGCCCCCCAGGCCCUGUCGGGCUUCCAGGAGUGGGCAAACCAGGAGUGACGGGCUUCCCUGGGCCCCAGGGCCCCCUGGGAAAGCCAGGUCCUCCAGGUGAACCUGGGCCACAGGGCCCUAUUGGGAUACCAGGGGUUCAAGGACCUCCCGGGAUUCCUGGAGUUGGAAAACCAGGCCAGGAUGGGAUCCCUGGCCAGCCAGGAUUUCCAGGUGGCAAAGGGGAGCAAGGACUGCCAGGGCUGCCAGGACCGCCAGGCCUGCCAGGUAUCGGGAAACCAGGCUUUCCAGGACCCAAAGGUGACAAGGGCAUAGGGGGUGUUCCUGGGGCUCUGGGACCAAGAGGGGAGAAAGGACCAAUAGGUGCCCCUGGACUGGGGGGUCCCCCAGGAGAGCCAGGCCUGCCUGGAAUCCCAGGUCCUAUGGGCCCUCCAGGUGCUAUUGGUUUUCCUGGACCCAAAGGAGAAGGUGGGGUUGUAGGACCACAGGGGCCACCAGGUCCCAAGGGUGAGCCAGGGCUUCAAGGCUUCCCAGGAAAGCCAGGUUUCCUUGGUGAAGUGGGUCCCCCUGGUAUAAGAGGUUUGCCAGGUCCCAUAGGGCCCAAGGGGGAAGCUGGGCAUAAAGGGUUGCCAGGGCUCCCCGGUGCUCCAGGACUGCUUGGACCAAAGGGAGAACCAGGAAUCCCAGGGGAUCAGGGUUUACAGGGCCCCCCAGGCAUCCCCGGUAUUGCAGGCCCUAGUGGCCCUAUUGGACCACCUGGAAUUCCUGGCCCCAAAGGGGAACCUGGCCUCCCAGGGCCCCCUGGGUUCCCUGGAGUAGGGAAGCCCGGAGUAGCAGGACUUCAUGGCCCCCCAGGAAAGCCCGGUGCCCUGGGUCCUCAAGGCCAGCCUGGCCUUCCAGGGCCCCCAGGCCCUCCCGGCCCCCCAGGCCCCCCAGCUGUGAUGCCCCCUACACCACCUCCCCAUGGAGAAUACCUGCCAGAUAUGGGGCUGGGAAUUGAUGGCGUGAAACCCCCCCAUGCCUAUGGGGGUAAGAAAGGCAAGAACGGGGGGCCAGCCUACGAGAUGCCUGCGUUUACCGCCGAGCUGACCGCACCUUUCCCGCCCGUGGGGGCCCCGGUGAAGUUUGACAAACUGCUCUACAACGGCAGACAGAACUACAACCCGCAGACGGGCAUCUUCACCUGCGAAGUCCCAGGCGUCUACUACUUUGCCUACCACGUUCACUGCAAGGGGGGCAACGUGUGGGUUGCUCUGUUCAAGAACAACGAGCCCGUGAUGUACACGUACGACGAGUACAAGAAGGGCUUCCUGGACCAGGCGUCGGGCAGCGCGGUGCUGCUGCUCAGGCCCGGGGACCGCGUGUUCCUGCAGAUGCCCUCAGAACAGGCCGCGGGGCUGUACGCCGGGCAGUACGUCCACUCCUCCUUUUCAGGGUAUUUAUUGUAUCCCAUGUAAAAAAGAAAAGAAGUGGAGAGAGAUUUAAUAGAAGAAAAGAAAGUGAUGCACCAGAAAAUCCAAAUGAAAACCGUAACUGCUUCAAAACAUUUAUAUAGUUGGAAAGUUAUAUUUAAGUGAAAAUUUGAAACAUCAUGUACAAAUAAAAGCUAAGAUGCGUGUUUGAUGCUCUGCGCAGCAUCUGGUGACAGAGAGCGAUGGGACAGAUUUGUGUAUCGAGUGCUGACACUUGUGUUGUACCCACUGGAAUCCUAUUAGCUGUUGGAUGUUAUGUGCUCCCAUGAUGCCCUGCAGAAUACCAGUCAGAAUAUUUCAGUAUGAAAGAUCAUAGCGAAUGAAAGUCACUCAUAUUGUUUACUUUUAAAUAUUUAUAACUAUGGCUUAAAGAAAGGUCAGUGCUAAUAAUUACAUACCGUAUUUACUUGCAUAAUUCCCUCUGUAUUUGUGCAGAUAUUUGGCCAUGGGAGAGGGGGGAGGAGUCCUGAGCUGGUGGGAGGGGACGGGGCUAUGGUAGGGCUUUAGCUGCAAGGGCUGUUUCUCUCCUGUCAGAGGGUGUGUACUUUAGCCUCAGAAGUCCUACUCAGAAUUGUGUGUCUAGAAGAACCAGUCAGCCAUUGUGUAUCUACUCAGUGCCUUCUCCGUGCCUCCCACUGGGUGAGACACUUCCGUGGGACAUAAGACAGUGCCCCACAAGCAGCUAACGACCAGCUGGGAGACAUGAGCAGUAAAUAACUCAUUUAUUUCUCAAGGGUUCUUUUGGUGUUUAUUUUUUUACUGCUUCACUUCUCCUUUUUCUUCCCUCUGUGUGAUUUUCACUAUGACCCAACUAAUACAAACACCUGGAAGUCAUAAGGAAAAAAAAUAACCCUCUCCUCCCGUAACUUUUCAGUUUUGUGGAAUGCUUAUUAUUAAUAGCAGUUAUUAACUCUACUUACAUACAUAUAAAAAAAAAAACUCUCCUUUGCCUCCACACACAAAUAAAAGGGAUAUCAAUAUUUUUUAGUAGCUGCUGGAUUUCAAAGAAAUUUCUCUGUAUAGUACGCAUGCAAAUCAGUGUGUCAUCUGAUGUUUCAAAGUCAACUUCCAAACAUCCAAGCCAUCCUUUUAUUUGGGAGGGAGGGCAGAUUUUCAGAAUUACAUAGGAAAAUAAUCUUUUUGAAAAAAAAAUUUCUGAAGCUUUAAAUUUAAAAGUUAAUGUACUACUUCCUGGGGUAGGUACUAAAAUUAUAGGAAAAGAACUGUUUUUCUAGAAGCAAUUUGUGGAAGAACUUCUGGAAUGUCAACGGGCAGUGAUAGCUCAUGCUUUUCAUGUCACCCCACACUCAGCACAAGGCAAGAGUCAAUAAAAGUUUAAAGGGAAAAAUAAAUAUUGUUCCAGGUUUUCACUUAGGUACAUACUAACUGCUUUUUAGCAUUCAAAUCUGGUAUCAAAACACAGACAAAGCAUUUCAACUCAGCUAUGAGUCUACUGCUAUCACUAAGCCACGGGGGGAAAUAAUGUGGGGUUACGGUGGUGGUAUCUUGUAUCUUUCCUUCUAAAUUAAGAACGAGGAGUUAAGGGGAUAGUUACAGGUGGGAAAUGACACAAAUAAAUACGGUAUAAAUACACAUAAAAAUGUGUCUAUGUCAAAUCUGAAUCAUUUUAACUAUGAAGAAAAUUCUCAAUCUAUUAUCUAUCUUUUCCCUUUUAUAGUAUAUGAGCACCAUUUCUUCUCAAUUUCUUAAAAAGAGAAAUGAGUUCAUCAUCACAGGGUUUCUUAUUCACUGCUAAUUGUAUGACAAAAUUUAUUUUCAAAGCAGACAGCAUUUAUGUGGCCCAAUAUCCUUUGGGUUGGUCUUGAGGAUGCUGGUCUUGGCAUGAUGACUAUGGGGGCAAUGUGGGUCCAUUGGGCUCCUUCUGCUGAACAGCUGCAUUGAAAUGGCUUGGAAGCAAGUCAGAUCAGCUGAUUUGUAAAACUGUAUUUAUCUGUACAUGUAUGGGCUUUUUAUUUCCACCAAGAGAGAAAGUACCUAUUUAGUUAAAACCAAAUUUCACUUUUCAAAAUACCUUCCAACUUAUUUAUUGGUUGUUACUCAAUUGCCUAUAUAUAUAUAUAUAUGUGUGUGUGUGUGUGUGCGCGCGUGUGUGUGUGUAUGUGUGUAUAUAAUCGGGCAUAUGCUUCUAACUUUUAGAUGGUGCAGGAGCAAAAUCUAUGCCAGAUACUGUGUAUUCUACAAUGGUGCUAAUCUCAGAGCAAAUGAAUUACUCCAUUUAAUUUAAAAAAAAAGAGUUUUAAAUAAUUAUCUAUGUAUCUAUGUUUCUCUUUUGAGUAUUGCACAUCAUGUUAACACAUUAGUGUAAAACCAGAAGAAAUAACCACAAAUUCUAAAGUCUAGGGAUAGUACUACAAUCCCUAUUCAAUUCAAAACUAACUAGAACUUUUCCAUGUAAUAAAGGAAACAACUGGCAUUACUGUUAUUUAAAUACAGAGUUUUAAGCAGUAUGACAUCCCAUAAGGGGAAAGAAAUGUUUGCAGUGGGUGACUGUUCUCAAAUAUUUUACAGAAUAUCAUGUGCAGUGAACAGACUGCUAACUUUUUCGAGUUUUCAUGAUAGAUUUGAGACUUGUCAAUAGCAAAUCAUUUUUGUAUUUAAAUUUUUGUACUGAUUUGAAAAAAAAUCUUAUUAAAUAUCUUUAAAAGUA